Molecule: messenger RNA, 222 nt
Organism: Arabis nemorensis
Lineage: Eukaryota; Viridiplantae; Streptophyta; Magnoliopsida; Brassicales; Brassicaceae
Source: the annotation of a GenBank genome assembly
AUGGCUUUCUGUGAGAUAGAUGUAGAUGAUGAGACUAUAGAUGAUAAGAAGAAGGAAGAUUUGGAUCAUAAUGUGCAGCUUUUCUUGGGUAUUAUCAUAUGCAUCAUGUCACUUCACAUGUACUUUGCUCCUCCACAAACACUCGUGGACUUGCCCGUGACACACGAAACACAUCCCAAGACCUUGAAGCAAGUUACCGUAGAAGCAAAGACAGAUUCUUGA